AGUCGAGCCAGACGCCUCGGGCGGGAGUGCCAGCCGGACGCAGGGCGCGCGCAGAAUGGAAACAGACUGUAAUCACAUGGAGCUCAGCAGUAUGUCAGGACUGGAAGACGAUUCAGAGCUUAAUGGCUUUGAAGGAACUGAUAUGAAAGACAUGCGGCUGGAAGCGGAGGCGGUGGUCAAUGAUGUUCUCUUCGCCGUGAAUGACAUGUUCGUCUCUAAAACCCUGCGCUGUGCGGAUGAUGUGGCGUACAUCAAUGUGGAGACCCGGGAGCGGGCCAGGUACUGCCUGGAGCUCACUGAAGCAGGCCUUAGGGUGGUUGGUCAUGCUUUCGACCAGGUGGAUGGUCACUUGCAGACCCCGUACCACGAAACGGUCUACUCCUUGUUGGACACGCUCAGCCCUGCUUACCGGGAAGCGUUCGGAAACGCCCUCCUUCAAAGACUAGAAGCUCUGCAGAGGGAUGGACAGUCAUGACUAAGCUUUUUAUUUUCUAGAAGGGGCUGCUGCCGGUACUAAGUAAGGCUUGACAAAGUUCUUGCAUAGGAUCAUAGUAGAAAAUACAUCUUUGCUUUUCUGUCUUUCAUCAUUUCUUCAAGCUUAGGCUUUUGACUCAAAACAUUAUUGAUUAAUGAAUUGGCAUUUUCUGUGUCUGAUUCAUUAAGAGAAUCCUGAAACGGUUGCUGUAACACUGUCAUUAUUAAGACAUUCAGAUUUCUUUCUAUAGUAGCUCUGCAUUCAGAACUUAAUCAGUGUUUCAUUCUGUCAUUACAGGGCUUUGAUGCUGCCAGCACUGUCUUUUACAUAGGAAAUUCUAGAUUUGCACAGUAAUUUAGGAAUGAAAAUGACCGAACUUCAAACUUUGAUUCAGCUUGCUAAAUCAGGGGUCCACUACUAGCUUGAACUGACUUUGUAGUAAUUAUUUUGCUACUAGCCUUACUGGAAACAAAUUAUCAACUAGUUUCCCCUGCACAAAUUUUGAAAAUCACUGUUUCACUGAAUCUGUUUAUAUUAAUGUGGACUGAUAAACAUGAAUUAUCUAUAUAUUACUUAGCUAGUGUUAAAUGAAAAACAGACUGAAAUCCUUCUGUAUUCCUUAUUUGCAAAAGCCAGCCAGCUAAGAGGACAAACCAUUAGCAAAUGAAUGUAAUAAUUACUUGUUUCCAAGAUCUUUAAGCACACAAGCAAAUGUAGGAACAGGUUCUAUUCUUUUCCUAGUAACAAAAGGCAUCUUCAAUAUGUGUGAUUUAAAAGGAAGGAGAUUCUGAUCUCCUAGAAAACAAUAUUUUGGCCUGUGUUGAUUCUUACUCUGAAUGUUUGUUUACAUAAUGUACAGUAUAUAUCGAGAAAGUAUUUUUGCCUCAAUGUUUACUCUCUAUAAUGUAGUGCUUUGGUAUUCCCACGGCGUCCCUCUUCCCCACAGACGUACAGUGUUCGUCUCUAUGCUAAAUCUGCAAUGUAAUAUGAGUGCAUUGUAUGGGUUUGAAACCAAAGGAUGAAUGAAGCAUUCAGAAACUUAAUAUUUGAAAAGGAAGACUCUGUAUUUUAUAUUUUCUUACAGGCAUUGAAAUUUAUGAAGUUAAUAAACUAUACAUACCACGCUGCUAAUGUUUUCAAGUACAUUUGAAUAAUAAGGAUUGGGGAGUUGUUUUUUUUGAUAGUAUGCUAAAGCAGCAGCUAUAGAAAUAUUGAACUAAAAUUCUUCAUCUGGACACACCUUCAUAAAUGUGUUAUUUGCGGACUUUUUUAAUCAUUAGUAAAUAAUUGCACCUUUUUCGGGCUCUGAAGAUCACGUGGGCCAGAGCGAAUCCUGCUCACUGGGGCCGCUGUUCAUUGCCAGGUCGCCCUGGAGUGCGCUGUCUCUGCCAGCUAGCUGCAUGGUCAUCCUCGGCUUUAUUUCCAGAUGCUUAGCUGUUUGGGCAAUGAAGUCUAACUUCAGGUUGAACUUUCUCAUGCUUAAUCUCAGGCUAACUCUACAGGAUAUUUGUCAAAUUUGAAUAAAAUUCUGUUUACUCAUUUUGAGUUAAGUAUGAAGAAACAUGAUUGUAUGUCUAAAAAUGCAAAUUCUUUGCUUUGUGAUAAAUGAUUGAUUACCAGA
This is a messenger RNA of Condylura cristata (star-nosed mole), 2096 nucleotides long. It is a transcript of the gene GSKIP, whose product is annotated as GSK3B interacting protein. Gene Ontology annotation, biological process: regulation of canonical Wnt signaling pathway. The record is from RefSeq and is a predicted model, not a curated record. Lineage: Eukaryota; Metazoa; Chordata; Mammalia; Eulipotyphla; Talpidae. Gene Ontology annotation, cellular component: cytoplasm. The transcript is spliced from 3 exons. The coding region runs from base 56 to 475 and encodes 139 amino acids. Gene Ontology annotation, molecular function: protein kinase A binding; kinase regulator activity.